This is a messenger RNA of Rattus rattus (black rat), 2138 nucleotides long. It is a transcript of the gene Herpud1, whose product is annotated as homocysteine inducible ER protein with ubiquitin like domain 1. The transcript is spliced from 8 exons. Gene Ontology annotation, cellular component: endoplasmic reticulum membrane. The coding region runs from base 88 to 1557 and encodes 489 amino acids. The record is from RefSeq and is a predicted model, not a curated record. Lineage: Eukaryota; Metazoa; Chordata; Mammalia; Rodentia; Muridae. Gene Ontology annotation, molecular function: transmembrane transporter binding. Gene Ontology annotation, biological process: endoplasmic reticulum unfolded protein response; ubiquitin-dependent protein catabolic process; endoplasmic reticulum calcium ion homeostasis.
UAGGGAGCCUGAACCCGACCAGCGCCCCAGAGGGCACCCUGACAUGGCCGCCGAAGACCGGCUCCCGCGCCGCUGUCGGGACUCAGGAUGACGCAACCACGGCGGGUUGCAUCAGCCCGCACCCUCGCGCUUAGCCCGCCCCUCCGCCGCCUUUCCCCGGGCGCUGAUUGGGCCACGUUGGGCACUGACCUCUGUCUCAGCCAAUGGACGGCAGCCACAGAGAGCGCUAUCUGCGGAAUCCUGGCACGGGGCGCCCAUAAAAGGUACCCGAGACGGGGGCGCGUGUCCCAAAGACACCAAGUGUCGUUGUGGGGUCGCAGACGGCUGCGUCGCCGCCCGUUCGGCAUCCCUGAGCGCAGUCGAGCCUCCAGCGCCGCAGACAUGGAGCCCGAGCCACAGCCCGAGCCGGUCACGCUGCUGGUGAAGAGCCCCAAUCAGCGCCACCGCGACUUGGAGCUGAGUGGCGACCGCGGUUGGAGUGUGAGUCGCCUCAAGGCCCACCUGAGCCGAGUCUACCCCGAACGCCCGCGCCCAGAGGACCAGAGGUUAAUUUAUUCUGGGAAGCUGCUGUUGGAUCACCAAUGUCUCCAAGACUUGCUUCCAAAGCAGGAAAAGCGACAUGUUUUGCACCUCGUGUGCAAUGUGAGGAGUCCCUCAAAAAAGCCAGAAGCCAGCACAAAGAGUGCUGAGUCCACAGAGCAGCCGGACAACACUAGUCAGGCACAGUAUCCUGGGGAUUCUUCAAGCGAUGGCUUACGGGAAAGGGAAGUCCUUCGGAACCUCCCUCCCUCCGGAUGGGAGAACGUCUCUAGGCCUGAAGCCGUCCAGCAGACUUUCCAAGGCCUCGGACCCGGCUUCUCUGGCUACACCACCUAUGGGUGGCUGCAGCUCUCCUGGUUCCAGCAGAUCUAUGCAAGACAGUACUACAUGCAGUACUUGGCUGCCACUGCUGCUUCAGGAGCUUUUGGCCCUACACCAAGUGCACAAGAAAUACCUGUGGUCUCUACACCGGCUCCCACCCCUAUACACAACCAGUUUCCGGCAGAAAACCAGCCGGCCAAUCAGAAUGCAGCCGCUCAAGCGGUUGUUAAUCCCGGAGCCAAUCAGAAUUUGCGGAUGAAUGCACAAGGCGGCCCUCUGGUGGAAGAAGAUGACGAGAUAAACCGAGACUGGUUGGAUUGGACCUACUCAGCAGCGACAUUUUCCGUUUUCCUCAGCAUUCUUUACUUCUACUCCUCCCUGAGCAGAUUCCUCAUGGUCAUGGGCGCCACCGUAGUCAUGUACCUGCACCACGUCGGGUGGUUUCCAUUCAGACAGAGGCCAGUUCAGAACUUCCCGGAUGACGGUCCUCCUCAGGAAGCUGCCAACCAGGACCCCAACAAUAACCUCCAGGGAGGUAUGGACCCUGAAAUGGAAGACCCCAACCGCCUCCCCGCAGGCCGUGAAGUGCUGGACCCUGAGCACACCAGCCCCUCGUUCAUGAGCACAGCAUGGCUCGUCUUCAAGACUUUCUUUGCCUCUCUCCUUCCGGAAGGCCCACCAGCCCUAGCAAACUGAUGGCCCCUGUGCUCUGUUGCUGGAGGCUUUCACAGCUUGGACUGGCUCGUCCCCUGGCGUGGACUCGAGAGAGUCACUGAAAACCCACAGGAUGACGAUGUGCUUCUGUGCCAAGCAAAAGCACAAACUAAGACAUGAAGCCGUGGUACAAACUGAACAGGGCCCCUCAUGUCGUUAUUCUGAAGAGCUUUAAUGUAUACUGUAUGUAGUCUCAUAGGCACUGUAAACAGAAGGCCCAGGGUCGCAUGUUCUGCCUGAGCACCUCCCCAGACGUGUGUGCAUGUGUGCCGUACAUGGAAGUCAUAGACGUGUGUGCAUGUGUGCUCUACAUGGAAGUCAUAGAUGCAGAAACGGUUCUGCUGGUUCGAUUUGAUUCCUGUUGGAAUGUUGCAAUUACACUAAGUGUACUACUUUAUAUAAUCAGUGACUUGCUAGACAUGUUAGCAGGACUUUUCUAGGAGAGACUUAUUGUAUCAUUGCUUUUUAAAACGCAGUGCUUACUUACUGAGGGCGGCGACUUGGCACAGGUAAAGCCUUUGCCGGGUUUUCUGUUCAAUAAAGUUUUGCUAUGAACGACUGUG